Messenger RNA from Myxocyprinus asiaticus (Chinese sucker), 2036 nucleotides. RefSeq lists its product as uncharacterized. The coding region runs from base 188 to 802 and encodes 204 amino acids. The record is from RefSeq and is a predicted model, not a curated record. The transcript has 6 exons. Lineage: Eukaryota; Metazoa; Chordata; Actinopteri; Cypriniformes; Catostomidae.
AUUCAGCAGGUCUUUAAGCCUGAUCUAUUAUUCUUAGGUAUUCGAAAGUAACAUUUUCACAUACAUUUAUGUAUGUUAGUGUAGCAGGAUCAGUGUUGGGCACUCUCUAGUAGAUCAGAAGUGUUUUAAAAUGCUGAACGAGUUAGAGGCUGAUUUCUGUCUCACAUAUUAAAUUGGAAUUCUUGUUAUGGAGGUUUUCCAAGCCAGGAUUCAUCAUCUGUAUCUGUGUGUCAUCAUUACUCUACUGACCUAUGCAGAUUGUUCAAGAUCUAUUCAAGUGCAAAAGAUAAAGCAGCACAUCAACAAAACUGUAUUUGUGGGGGAAACAGUUACACUUCAGUGCAACAGAACUCUGGGUGAUGAAGAAAUGUCAUGGAAAAUGAACAACUCCCUUAUAUUUAUACAUAGCCCAUACUUAAACAGAAGUAUGAGAAACUUCACCUCAGACAGGAUGUAUAUUGAUCCAGCAGUUUCAAGGGAAUUGAAAAUCUAUAAUAUAGAAAUGUCUGACGCAGGCAACUAUUCCUGUUAUCCAGCAGCAAUAAGAUGGAUAUUAACAAUAACAGACCAGACCAGACAAGACAAACAAAUCCCCCUCAACAUCAUCAUUUCAUGUACUGGAGUCAUUAUGAUGUGUCUAACAAUAAUCCUCAGCAUCUGGAUUCACAGGACAUGGAAAAACAAAGACUCGUGUCACAGAGAAACAGGGCUGGAUUUUUCACAGGCACCAACCAGAGGACGGAUACAGACUCAAAACAGCCAGUACUUUGAAAGAUACAACUCAGUGUAUGGACAAGUAUGAAACUGAAGAUGAUCAAAUGUACGAACUUUCUGGAACUAAAUCUGUGACAUUUCGCUUUGCUGAACUUAUCAGUGGAGGCACCACUUUACUUUAUGCUAUCCUUUCGGAUCUGUCAUGUUUAGGAAGAACUAUGCAAUACAAAUCACUACACAAAUGGAAUUAAAAUAAUGGGAUCAGGUCAGUGUAAAAUUGAAUAAUAUGAAUGUUCUCAGUAUUACUUAAUGUGUAUGGUAUCUUUUUCCCCUGUUUAUUUAAUCUUUCAUAAUUAAGAUAAUAAGAGUCAGACAGACAAAUACAACCAUUCAGUUCCACCAUUAAUUCCAGUGAACACAAAUCAUCAUAAUACUCCAUACAGUGGGAUUUAGGGAAUUGUGUGCUUCCAAAUUUGUGGCAACAGUUUGGGGAGAGCCCUUUUCUUUUCCAGCAUUACAAUCCCCCCUUGCACAAAUCGAGGUCCAUAAAGAAAGGGUUAACAGAGUCAGGUGUGGAAGAACUUGACUGGCCUGCACAAAGUCCUGACCUGAACCACGAUUUGACCUUUGGGGUGAUCUGGAAUGCCAGCUGUGAGCCUCAUCACCCAGUAUCAGUGCUUAACCUCACUGGUGCUGUUGUGUCUGAAUGAGAGUAAAUCCCUGCAACAUACAGAAUAGUGGAAAGCCUUCCCUGAAGAGUGGACACAGUUAUUGCAGCAAAGGGAGAACUGAUGCCUAUAGUUUUGAAAUGACAUGUUUAAGCACAAGCACAUAUGGUGUCCACAAACAUUUGGUCACAUAGUGUAGGUGAAACGUUACCUUUAAUUGACCAUUUUUACAUGUUUUAAAUGUGAGGACCGGCAUCAUCUUGUCAACUAAUCACGGUUUACAUCACAGUUCAGCUUUAAAAGAAUAAAACAUUUUAUUUCAAAUGGGAAAUGAAGUUCUGUAUGUUGUUUAUCUGAAAAUUCAUUUCACAAAAAAUGUGAUCUUCAUUCUGAGGAUAAAACUGAAUUAAAAUGGUGCAACUUCAAACUGUGUGUACUGUAUAAAAAAAACGCAGUUUAUUGUUUAAUGACAUUUUUUUAGACCAGGGGAGGCCGCAAGAGAGCGCUAUAGUAUGUAAUAUUAUUUUUGAUCAUUUAUUUCAGUGUUGCCAAGACAAUCAGACUAUAGGCCUACUAUUGUACAUGUAGUUUUAGGAAGGACGAUCAUAUUUGGAGUCCUUAGCAUUAAAAAGUAAAACAAAACAAAAAAUGUUA